AUGAUCUAUCCCCUAAAUCGUUCACAGAUCUUAAGACUGGAACUAGACACAUUCGUCUGCACUCUACCCAUGAGUGCAAUCGCAACGAUUCUGCAAGGGUCGAGGAAAGAGGGUUCAACGAGCGCUGAGAAAAUACAAAUUGAUCGAACGACAUUGCUGGAAGAGCUCGGAAAAGUAGACCAAGUGCUGCUAGCUCACCUCCGGAUAGGCAAUGGCCGCAUGGCAGUUCUGGGCAGAGCCCUUCAGGAAGCUCCGUUUCCGAACUUGAAAGAACUCCACUUCUCGGGUAACGCCAUGGCAGUCGAAAGCUUAGCAAGUCUCGCCGGAGCUCUGGAAAUGGGCCACCUGUCAGGCCUGAAGCUCUUAGACCUGUCUAAUAACAAGAUCGGAGAUGAAGGCUGCAAGAUGCUAUGCAAACAUCUGCCUCUGAAUUCAGUGCAGACAUUACUCCUGAGCGACUCUGGGAUCGGAAGCUCUGGGAUUGAGGCACUGGGAGAAGCUCUUGGAAAAUGCGAGGUCUCCUCCGGUCUCAGAAGUCUAGAUUUGUCAUAUAAUCACAUGGACUUAGAAGGGGCCGAGGUCAUCGCGCGAUGUCUUGAAUCAGGUCAUCUGGCGACGCUGGAGAUCCUGAACCUUUCAAACACUGCGCUUGGCGAUGGCGGAAUCAAGGCUAUAGGAUCAGGGUUCGCAGGAGGGAAGGUGCCGGCUCUCAGAGAGCUGAAUAUGUCUUCGAACCUGGAGAUUGAAGGGACAGAAGGUGUGAUGGCCAUAGGUGCAGCUUUCGAAGCGAAGCACUUGAAUUCGUUGGCUGCCUUCUACUUCGGCGGUAACGCGAUCGGUGAAAAGGGAUCGCUUCUUCUCGCAAAGGGCUUCGAGGCACAUUCCAUGCCCGAAUUGGAAACGUUGAGUCUUUGGGCGACGUCCAUGGGAGAGGACGGAAUGAAAGAAUUGGCAAGGCUGUUGCAGCAGGGAACAUUUCCCAAGGUCACAGAUAUCAAUCUCGACGGAAACGUCGUCACAAGAAAGAGCGCAGAGGCAUUUGUGCAUGCCUUCCGGCAGAACCCAAACCUGAUGGCUAAAUUACACAUGGACUGGCCAUCUGAGUGUUUCCAGAAGAGAAUGGACCUGAGCUCGAGAAAUAAUAUCACCCUGUCAUUGCACAAAUGA
Marchantia polymorpha subsp. ruderalis is the source of this 1167-nucleotide messenger RNA. Lineage: Eukaryota; Viridiplantae; Streptophyta; Marchantiopsida; Marchantiales; Marchantiaceae. The record is from the annotation of a GenBank genome assembly.